GUGGCCUUUGUUGUUGCUUAAAAUAAAAACACAGGAAGUUAUGUUAAGCCUGCGGACAUCAUUAAAAAGAUGCCUCUCGGCUCGCAGCAGAAGCAUCUCUGCUCUGUACAUAACAGGUGACAAGGCCAACGAAAACUACGUUACCCUGCAGCCGUACUUGGAUUUUAAGGAGACCUUUACAGACAGCGAAUCUCUGGAGCGAAGCAUCGCCAGUCGAGGCUUGGACAUUCGACUGGAAAGUGUGCUCGGCAAGUACCAGAGGUACCAGACGUACCAUAACCAACUAGUGAAGGUGUCGGAGGAACGGGAGACGGUAACCAAACGACUUAAGGAACUGACCAAGGCUGGAGCCGACGCUGAGCAGCUAGAAGAGCUCAAAGAGCGUGGAAAGUCAUUGCGCAACGACUUGAAGUCACUGAAACAGGCACUCUAUCCCAUAGAAGACGAUUUCAUUCAUGACUACCUUAUUCUGCCGAAUCGCCUACAUGCCCAAUGUCCCACUGGUGACGAGGAAAAGCUGCUUUAUCGCCACAGACUGCCCAGCUGUGGAACGGAGCCCAAGACUUCCUCUCAUCUAGCAAUCAAGGAUCUCAUACACUUUGUGGACAACAACCGGUACUACUUGAUGGAACAUGCUGCCCAUUUUGACGUCAACGCAAUGCAGUCCCUAGCCCGCUAUUUCGUGAAACACGGUGACUUUAUUCAAACCGCCAAUCCGGAUUUUGUGCGUUGCGUUCUUUUGGAGGCGAAUGCUACGCCCAUGGACGACUAUUAUUUGGUGAAGGAGGAGCAUCUGCAAAAUAAGAUCAACACAGCCUACUUGACGGGAGGAGCCGCAUUCGAAAGCUAUCUCGGCGCCAUGACCAAACUGUGCAUAUAUCCAUCGGUCCUGCCGCUGCGCUAUGUGUGCUGUGGUCGCAGCUACAGUCGAGCGGAAGCGAAGCUUUAUGGUCCCGAUCCUAAUCUCUACACGGCGACGCAAACGAAUGCAGUGCAGAGCUUUGUAGCCACACAAACAUCUGACGAAGCGGACGUUGAAAUGGAGCAGAUCUUGAGUCUGACCAUAGACUUUUACAAAGCUCUGGAUAUUCCCUUUCGGAUUGCUUACGCACCAGCAGCCACGCUCACUCCGGCGGAGAGCCUGAGAGCCGUCAUCGAAGUGUAUGCUCCAUCGCUCCAACGUUACGUUUGCGUGGGAAGGAUCAGUAACUACGGAGACUUUGUAUCCAAACGAAUCCUAUUCAGCACGCGACGUGGGAAGAACUAUGAUUUUCUCCACCUAGUCGGUGGACCUGUGCUCUACACCUCGCGACUGAUAGCAGCUCUCCUGGAGCACGGCAUGAACCUGGCAAACUGCCAGCUACCGGGGACUGCAAACCGCCAAGACACAGACCACCAACGGGGACUGCAGCAAUUUAAGGACCUCUUCGCGUAG
Molecule: messenger RNA, 1435 nt
Organism: Drosophila serrata
Lineage: Eukaryota; Metazoa; Arthropoda; Insecta; Diptera; Drosophilidae
Gene: Slimp
Product: Seryl-tRNA synthetase-like insect mitochondrial protein
Biological process (GO): seryl-tRNA aminoacylation
Molecular function (GO): serine-tRNA ligase activity; ATP binding
Source: RefSeq, a predicted model, not a curated record